AUGACGAACGAUCUAUACAGACAGAACUAUGGAAAGGCCAAGGCCGCAGUGGAUGCCAGAAACAUUGACGAUGCUGUCGCCACAUGUAACACCCUGCUCGCCGACACAGAGCUUCCUCGCUACUAUCGUAUCAAAACACUAGUAUUGCUAGCUUCAGCAAACAAAAACUGGCGUCAGAAAGAGGAUUUACGAUUACGUGCUGAACACACAUGGUAUGAAUCACGGAAUUUACACCCUAAAGGUCAAAACGACACAACCGAUGCUGUGCUAAAGGAACUUCGUGGCAUCUUGGAUGAAUUCAAGACCGAUCAGACCAAGAACAUGCCGCUAAACUACGAAGAUGAAUUGUCUGCUGCUCUGGCCGAGACGGAGAUUGAGGAUCUGGCCGAUAUUGCAGAUGGAGAAAUUGAGACCUUGGCCGAUGAAGAGUACGCUCGUGAACAGCAAGCAAAAGAUGGACCGCCAAUCGAACUCGCAAAGUCCGCUGUGGCCGAUACAGAGGCGGAGGUCGCCAUACCUGGUUCAUCACCCAAUGCCUCUUUUGCGCCCGCUUCAACCCUCAAGGCAUCUCAAGACAUCUUGAUCAAUCAGACGCGCGAUGGUCAAACUGCAGGUACUAGGAUGGCACAUCGCACCCGUGGCGUUGGAAGACGUCCUUCCUCUUGAGUCACGUCAGGCGCCACGUCCAUCUUGCGCAACCUUUCUUUUCUCCCGGUCCAAUCAUGAACCAGUGGCCAGGUCAAGUUAGCAUUAGGAAGAGCGAGAAGGCACAAGUCUCCUUUAGUAAUGUCGCA
Messenger RNA from Aureobasidium subglaciale EXF-2481, 794 nucleotides. RefSeq lists its product as uncharacterized. Lineage: Eukaryota; Fungi; Ascomycota; Dothideomycetes; Dothideales; Saccotheciaceae. The coding region runs from base 1 to 666 and encodes 221 amino acids. The transcript is spliced from 3 exons. The record is from RefSeq and is a predicted model, not a curated record.